GCCCCCGGAGGCCGCCUGACGCCGGGGCGGGCGGAGCGGCGGGGCGGCAUGGCAGCGUCCCGCGGGGCCGAUACAGAGUGUAUUUUGGAGCCUCUGUCUCUGCCGGAAAGUCCAGGUGGUGCUGCUGCUAUAGAAAAUUCUCCCUACGUGCCUUGUAUUUUCUGCAAAGAAUGCUAUCUUACAGCAGAACAAAGCCAGCUCCUGAAGCACAUGAUUAUUGAACACAAGCUCGUCAUAGCAGAUAUGAAACUGGUUGCAGAUUUUAGAAGAUACAUCUUGUACUGGAAGAGGAGGUUUGCCGAGCAGCCCAUCACAGACUUUUGUAGUGUGAUAAGAACAAAUACGGAAGCUCCAUUAGAAGAACAGGAUAAUUAUUUUCUUCUGUGUGAUGUUUUACCAGAAGACAGAUUACUUAGAGAACAGCUUCAGCAAAAGAGACUGAGAGAAAUUCUAGAACAGCAACAGCGAGAGAGAUACGAUACAAGUUUUCAUGGCAUAUGUAUGUUCUGUGACCAAGAAUUCACAGGAAACAGGUCUGUCCUUCUCAAUCAUAUGGCAAGAGAGCAUGCUUUUAACAUUGGGCUGCCAGAUAACAUUGUGAAUUGCUGUGAAUUUCUGGCUGUAUUACAGGAGAAGCUCGACAAAUUGCAGUGUUUAUACUGUGAAAAAGUCUUCAGAGACAAAAACACACUUAAAGAUCACAUGAGAAAGAAGCAGCAUCGCCGAAUCAAUGCCAAAAACAAAGAAUAUGACAAAUUUUAUAUCAUUAAUUACUUGGAAUUUGGAAAGUCCUGGGAGGAAGUGCAGUCAGAAGAUGACCGGGAAUUACUAGAUAACCUAGAAGAAGAUUGGUCUGACUGGGAAGAGCAUCCUGUGUGUGCAGUUUGCCUGUUCUGUGAACAACAAGCAGACACCACAGAAAAAUUGUAUCUUCACAUGCAGAAAUCACAUGGAUUUGACUUUCCUAAAAUAAAAUCAGAUCAUGGUAUGAACUUUUAUCAGCAAGUGAAGCUACUGAACUUCAUCAGAAGAGAAAUCCAUCAUGGUCGUUGUUACAACUGCCAGGAGAAAUUUCAGUCUAAAGGAGGAUUGAUAAGUCAUAUGGAAGAAACCAAGCACAUUACAUUCUUGCCAGCCAGGUCUACAUGGGAUCAACCACAGUAUUAUUUUCCUACCUAUGAAAAUGAUACACUUCUGUGUACUCUGUCAGACAGUGAGGAUCUGAUGACUGAGGAUCAAAGUGAAGAUGUCCCUGUUCUAAGUGAAGAUAUAUCCAAUUUAAAAGCUCUCAAACAAAGCAGUGUUUUAAACCAGCUCCUGUAUGAAGAGAACAAGAGUCAGGAGGAAUUUUGACCUUGAAUUACCAUUGCUGACCUUUGUGUGUUUCUUCUGCAAGACAAAAAAAGAUACAUUUUUUCACUAAUACUGGAACAGAGUUUCACUCGUAGAUAUUAUCACUGGGCACAUGUUAUAUGAAAGUGAAUGCUAAAUAAAAUUUAAGUGUAAA
This is a messenger RNA of Apus apus (common swift), 1507 nucleotides long. RefSeq names its product zinc finger protein 277 (gene ZNF277). The record is from RefSeq and is a predicted model, not a curated record. The transcript is spliced from 12 exons. NCBI's taxonomy places the organism in Eukaryota, Metazoa, Chordata, Aves, Apodiformes, Apodidae. Bases 49 to 1353 code for a protein of 434 amino acids.